AUUGCAGCUGCUGAGCAGGAGCACAGAAACUGGUGCUGCGGGGUCCUGUUCACACAGGGGAAGGAGGAAGACCGGUUCAGAGCGGAUUCAUAAGUUGGAGAAAAGAAGAGGAGAAAAAGAAGAAAAGAAGUUGCCCAAAAGUUCGAUGUGAUUGUUUUCUGUCACAGAAAGUCCUGGGAAGCAACACGUGAUUGCCCUCACAUUCAUAACCUCUCAGCAUGGACCGGGACAGUCACAGCGAGGAUACUUUGUCCACCAUGGUUCUAGAGAACAUUAAAAACAAACUGAUUCAUGCUUUCAGAGCGACAGGAGAGUCCAGAGAAGAUCCUCAAGACUCUGGAUCCACUGUCAGACCAGUCAGCAUCGGCAGGAGUUACCAAGCCAACGAAGAGCUGAGGAGGGCGCAAAUAGAUGGAGCAAUAACCUGGCUGAGGUCCGAGCUGCUGGAAAUGCGCUCACAGGACCUCCAGCUGGCUCAGACACUGCUGGGGCUCAACACAGAGAUCCAAAGACUGAGGAGGGAGAGUUUCGGAGGUGUGGAAGUAGAGGGGGAGGAUCAGCAGUAAACCGCCUGCAGUGGAGAGCCCCUUUUUUGGGGAAGACCUAAGAAUGGCUAGAGGAUGAACUGGUUGAAAGACGCCGUUACUGGAACCUGUGGUGGACAAGUAAAAUGGCUCUGAUGCAACUGAAAACUCAAAAAUUCAAAUGAAAAAUAGCGAAUGCAUGUGCUUAUGAUAGCGGCUCUGUGAUAAAAUGUGUCAUGGUACAAAAUAGACACCAGUUGCAUGUAAAGUAGCCUGGGUAUAGGAAUAAGAUGGAUACAAUGUUCUUGGCUUUGUGUGAUG
Molecule: messenger RNA, 845 nt
Organism: Toxotes jaculatrix (banded archerfish)
Lineage: Eukaryota; Metazoa; Chordata; Actinopteri; Toxotidae
Exons: 2
Coding region: 219-566 (115 amino acids)
Source: RefSeq, a predicted model, not a curated record